AUGGAAGCCCUCGUCAACAACUUCGUCCAGACUUUUAGCUGGGGGCCAGAGCACCCCACGCCUCUGCAGCACUACCCCUCCGAGCAGGGUCUUGAGUUUGAGACCGUCUGGUUCCCCUCGGCCAAGGACAACGUCACUCUCGAGGGUUGGUACAUUCCUUGCAAGGGCUCCAACAAGCUCAUCAUCGCCAAUCACCCAAUGACCUUCAACAAGGGAGGCUUCCCCGGUACCCUCCCGGGGUACGACACGUUUGACGCUGUGGACGUUAACUUUAUCCCCGACUUCAAGGCACUCCACGACGCCGGGUACGCCGUGCUGACUUACGACUUGCGCAACCAUGGUCGCUCAUGGAGCGGGUGGGGCGGUUCCAUGUCCAUUGGCAACAAUGAGGCUCGCGAUGUGCUUGGUUCGCUCGCAUAUGCCCGCCAGCACCCCGAGAUGAAGAAGAUGGAGAUUGGUCUGCUCAGCCGCUGCAUGGGAGCCGACUCGACAAUUUACGCGAUGCGCGACGACCCCGCGGCCUUUGAAGGAGUCAAGUGCAUGGUGGCUUUGCAGCCAGUUAGCAUUGAGACGUUUGUCGUUACGGCCGCCAAAGGUAUGGGACUGGACCCCAAGGAGGCGUGCCGCCGCGUCGACGAGGGCGUCUUCAAUCGGACUGGAUGGCGCUUGGAGCAGUUUUCGCCCCAGCGUGCAGCGAGCGCCGUUACGAUUCCGACCAAGGUUGUUCAGGUGCGGGAGGACCGACUGAUCGACGCUCCGAAGGACACGCAGGAGAUUUUCGACGCUAUGAGCUCCAAGGACAAGGAACUGUACUGGAUUGACGGCACGGUACACCGCUUUGACGGCUACAACUUUUUCGGCAAGGACCCCCAGGUCAUGCUCGAUUGGUUCAACAAGUGGAUGUGA
Molecule: messenger RNA, 906 nt
Organism: Trichosporon asahii var. asahii CBS 2479
Lineage: Eukaryota; Fungi; Basidiomycota; Tremellomycetes; Trichosporonales; Trichosporonaceae
Exons: 1
Coding region: 1-906 (301 amino acids)
Source: RefSeq, a predicted model, not a curated record